Paracoccidioides brasiliensis Pb18 is the source of this 186-nucleotide messenger RNA. RefSeq lists its product as uncharacterized. The coding region runs from base 1 to 186 and encodes 61 amino acids. The record is from RefSeq and is a predicted model, not a curated record. The transcript has a single exon.
AUGCACGAUGACACAGAAGAUUAUGAAAUGCUGCCUGAGUUGAUUUCUGUGUGGAAGAAGGAGAAAAGUGAACAGGAUAAGGAGAUCAUGAACAUUGAAAAGAUUGAGAUAGUUUCGCUCCUCACUCCAAGGCGUCCCCCGUUGCUUUCCUUGGAAGACUCCGACGAGGUUGACCAAAUUCAGUAA